Erpetoichthys calabaricus (reedfish) is the source of this 3044-nucleotide messenger RNA. RefSeq names its product cyclic nucleotide gated channel subunit alpha 3a (gene cnga3a). Bases 334 to 2535 code for a protein of 733 amino acids. Gene Ontology annotation, cellular component: plasma membrane; intracellular cyclic nucleotide activated cation channel complex. The record is from RefSeq and is a predicted model, not a curated record. Gene Ontology annotation, molecular function: protein-containing complex binding; intracellularly cGMP-activated cation channel activity; intracellularly cAMP-activated cation channel activity. NCBI's taxonomy places the organism in Eukaryota, Metazoa, Chordata, Cladistia, Polypteriformes, Polypteridae. The transcript is spliced from 9 exons. Gene Ontology annotation, biological process: monoatomic cation transmembrane transport.
GGGCGCGCACUCGAUGACGCGAGGCUCCAUCGCAUCUGCGGUGCUUUGAGCAAGACAUCCCACUGCGUGGAAGUCUAGAAAGUCCCGAAACACUUCCAAGAGGAUUGAGAUUCUCAUAUUAAACUUGAUGGUGGACGAUAAAGGAUGUUUAUAGUGUCCGCUGGAUUGGAAUACACUUUUUUCUUCUUGUAUAAUGGGAUUAUAUAGGCUACUGAACUAAACAGGAGUAAUGGAUACAUUAUACUUUGGAAGAAGCUUUAAAGUCGACUGUCAUCUCUAACAAGGCUAUCCUUCACAACCUGAAUGAAUUGGCAGAGGGAUUUGUAGCCAAGAAUGUCAGCAGUGAUCAGCACCCAGAACUCGUACCCAGCCUCACACAGGCUUUCAGUACGGACCACUGAUGAUGAUAUAGAGAGACUCGAGAAUGGAAACAGCAGGGUGCCCUCUCUGUGUGAAGACACUUCUUCUGAGCUGCAGCGAGUCAUCUCCAUGGAGACCAGAGGGCUUUCCGAGUCCCGCAGGAGUUCUUUCACAGGCAGAGGAGCAAUGGCCAGGCUUUCUCAGUUUAUUAUUUCUUUGAGAAGUUGGGCAACACGACAUUUGCAUCAUGAAGACCAGAGACCAGAUUCUUUUUUGGAACGUUUUCGAGGUCCAGAGCUCAAAGAGGUUUCCAGUAGAGGAAGUAAUGCCCAUUCAACAAUGGGGAACCCAGAUCAGCUUGGCAAAAUUAAAAAUCGCUGGCCUUUGGCAAAUUACAAUGUCAACAACUGUAACAAUACAGAUAACAAAAAAGAAGAAAAGAAGGAGGAAAAGAAAGAGGAGAAAAAGGAGGAGGGAAAGAAGGAUGAGAAAAAAGAUGACAAAAAGGAUGACAAGAAAGAUGCCAAGAAGGAUGACAAAAAGAAAGAAGAGGAGAAGAAAAAGGAAGUGCUAGUCAUUGAUCCAGCAAGCAAUCUGUAUUACCGAUGGCUGUCCAUAAUUGCAGUUCCAGUAAUGUAUAAUUGGUGCUUGCUUGUGUGCAGAGCCUGCUUUGAUGAACUUCAGACAGAUUACAUUGUUUGGUGGAGAGUCCUAGAUUAUUCAGCAGACAUAGUCUAUGCUGUAGACACCUUUGUGAGAUUCAGAACAGGUUUUCUUGAACAAGGACUGCUUGUUAAAGACUCAAAGAAGUUACGAGAAUACUACAUGAAGACCCUGCAGUUCAAGUUUGAUGUACUCUCAAUGGUGCCAACUGACAUAGCUGCCAUUAAAGUUGGCAAUAACUACCCUGAACUGAGGUUUAAUCGUCUCUUAAGAUUUGCCAGGAUGUUCGAGUUCUUUGACCGUACAGAAACAAGAACCAAUUAUCCCAACAUUUUUCGAAUUGGCAACCUUGUCCUGUACAUUCUUAUUAUUAUCCAUUGGAAUGCUUGCAUUUAUUUUGCAAUUUCUAAAUCUAUUGGAUUUGGAACUGACACGUGGGUAUAUCCCAACAUCAGUCACCCAGAAUAUGGCCGUCUUGCCAGAAAGUACAUAUACAGUCUUUAUUGGUCAACCCUGACGUUAACAACUAUUGGUGAGACACCACCUCCAGUGAAGGACAUAGAGUAUCUGUUUGUGGUAUUUGACUUUCUGGUAGGAGUGUUGAUCUUUGCCACCAUUGUCGGUAAUGUGGGUUCCAUGAUUUCCAACAUGAAUGCUUCCAGAGCAGAGUUCCAGGCUAAAAUUGACUCUAUCAAGCAAUACAUGCAAUUCCGUAAAGUAACCAAAGAUCUAGAGGCAAGGGUGAUUAAGUGGUUUGAUUAUCUCUGGACAAACAAGAAAACUGUGGAUGAAAAAGAGGUCCUAAAAAAUCUUCCAGAUAAACUGAAAGCUGAAAUUGCCAUCAAUGUUCACUUGGACACUCUAAAAAAAGUGCGCAUUUUCCAGGACUGUGAAGCUGGCCUUCUCAUUGAGUUGGUGUUAAAAUUACAGCCGCAGGUCUUUAGUCCUGGAGACUACAUUUGUCGCAAGGGUGACAUUGGCAGGGAGAUGUACAUCAUCAAAGAGGGAAAACUCGCUGUGGUGGCAGACGAUGGUAUAACACAGUUUGUGGUUUUAAGUGAUGGCAGCUACUUUGGGGAAAUAAGCAUUUUGAACAUUAAGGGAAGCAAGUCAGGCAACCGAAGAACUGCAAAUAUCAGAAGCAUUGGCUAUUCUGACCUUUUCUGCUUAUCCAAGGAUGACUUGAUGGAAGCUCUGACAGAGUACCCAGAUGCCAAAAAGGCUCUAGAAGAGAAAGGAAAGGCAAUUUUAAUGAAAGAUGGUCUGAUAGAUGAAGAAGCAGCAAAGCAAGGAGCUGAUCCAAAAGACAUGGAAGAAAAAAUUGAAAGACUAGAGUCAUCACUGGAUGUCAUGCAGACAAAGUUUGCCAGACUUAUAGCAGAAUAUACUGCUAGCCAGCAAAAACUGAAGCAGAGGCUUACAACUGUGGAAUCAAAAAUGAAGAAGCUUGGAAGUAGUGAUCUUUCAGAAGGCAUGGAUGCUGACAAUGAAGAGGACAAAAGGGACAAAUAAGAUCCCCUGGGUAAAGGUUUUUUUUUUUUUUUUUUUUAAACACAUGGGCUAUAAGAAGCUAGAGACAAUUGCUUUUUUAUAAUCUCAGGAAACCUAUUUAGAUGUGAUAUUUUUUUAAAUGCUUGUUUAGCAAAGUAUACAUUUCAGAUUUGAUGGAGUAAGUCAAGAUACCUGAAGAAAUUCACACAGUUUUCUACAUUAAAGGAGCUUUCAGACUCCAGACACAGCAACCGAUGACUUGCUUUCUCUGUGAUGCAAUCUGACAUGUGAUGGAGUAUCACUGUGAGCAGCUGAGCAUGUGAGAGAUGCAGAACAUGGUUGUCGGUGUCGAGGCUUGCUUUACAAGAAACAACUGACUGUAUUGAGUGACUUUAAGCUCAUGAACAAGUGUAAUGGUCUUUCAUAGAAAAAUUGUGUUGUUUAUGCAAUAUGUGUCUUUUUUUAAUGUAUUCCUAUUACAUGCAAGUAUAAAUAAUUUAAUAAACAAAUAUGUAUGGUUUAAAUAUAAA